AUGGCUGCGCGGCCACCCAAUUAUUUCUUCAAUAAUACUCAAACUAGACCACCUCUAAGGCCAAUUCGCACCUCAUUCCUCCACAAACUGCUACAACCUCACAUCCCUAAUUCCUCUCAUCAACUCAUGGGUUUUUUAACCCUUGUUAUCUCCGGAGGAAUUUUGCUCCUCCUCACUGGCAUCACUAUAACGACCAUAAUCCUUGGGUUAAUUUUCUUCACUCCAUUGAUCCUCAUCACUAGUCCUAUUUGGAUCCCACUCUUCAUCGCCGCUGUUGGAUUUUUAUCCCUCUGCGGAUUCGGCGCGGUAGCAUUGGGCGCUGUAACUUGGGUGUACAACUACUUCAGCACCAGGAGAUCAAUGGUAGACAAUGAUGAUACCGCCGAUGUGAAGGAUUACGCUAGAGGAUUUGGUGGAUACCUUCAGUAUUAUAAAGUCAUGAAGGAUACAGCUCCCGGUGCUUAA
Solanum stenotomum is the source of this 465-nucleotide messenger RNA. Its product is annotated as oleosin-like. The record is from RefSeq and is a predicted model, not a curated record. Gene Ontology annotation, cellular component: monolayer-surrounded lipid storage body; membrane. Bases 1 to 465 code for a protein of 154 amino acids. Lineage: Eukaryota; Viridiplantae; Streptophyta; Magnoliopsida; Solanales; Solanaceae. The transcript has a single exon. Gene Ontology annotation, biological process: lipid storage.